Molecule: messenger RNA, 1630 nt
Organism: Nanorana parkeri
Lineage: Eukaryota; Metazoa; Chordata; Amphibia; Anura; Dicroglossidae
Product: beta,beta-carotene 9',10'-oxygenase-like
Exons: 11
Coding region: 63-1619 (518 amino acids)
Biological process (GO): retinal metabolic process; carotene catabolic process
Cellular component (GO): mitochondrion
Molecular function (GO): beta-carotene 15,15'-dioxygenase activity; carotenoid dioxygenase activity
Source: RefSeq, a predicted model, not a curated record
AGUGGUGUGCGUGGGAGAGGGUAUGUUUCUCCACACAGGCCGAUGUGGAAUGCAUAGCUCCUAUGUUCCAAACUGUGCCUGAAACUCCCCAGCCGAUUCCAGCCAAGGUCAGAGGUACCAUCCCAAAGUGGAUCCGAGGAAGUCUGCUACGUAAUGGACCAGGCAGAUUUGAGUUUGGAAAUGACAAGUUCAAUCACUGGUUCGAUGGCAUGGCCUUAAUGCAUAAAUUCAACAUUGACAAUGGCUCUGUCACCUACAUGAGCAAAUUUUUGGAAAGUGACGCCUAUACAAUGAAUUUGAGCCAGAAUCGGAUUGUGGCGUCAGAGUUCGGUACAUUGGCAUCUCCAGACCCCUGCAUGUCUGUAUUUGAUCGCAUGAAAUCCAGAUUUGAUUUUCAGAAGAUAUCUACUGACAACUGCAGUGUAAAUUAUGUGAUUUAUAAAGGAGAUUAUUAUGUCAGCACUGAGACCAAUUUCAUGCGAAAAGUAGAUGCCGCAAGUCUGAAAACCCUGGACAAGGUGGACUGGAGCAAGUUUAUUGCCGUAAAUGGUGCUACAGCUCACCCACAUUAUGAUCCUGAUGGGACUGUAUACAAUAUGGGAAAUUCUUAUGGGAAAGAUGGGACACGGUACAAUAUAAUAAGAGUUCCCCCUCAAAAGUCUAGCUCAGGGGAGACUCUGGAGGGAGCCAAAGUCAUAUGUUCCAUAGAACCAGAGAGGAAAAUGAAACCUGCCUAUUAUCACAGCUUUGGAAUGAGUGAAAAUUAUGUGGUGUUUGUGGAGCAACCUCUAAGAUUGAACAUUAUAAAGUUGUUGAUCAACCAGCUAAGAGGAAAGUCCUUUGCUGGGAUCAUGAGCUGGGAGCCCGAGCUUAAUACGAUCUUUCACGUUGUUAAUAAACACACAGGAAAGAAGCACCCUGUGAGUUUUCAGACAAAAGCCUUUUUAAACUUCCAUCAAAUCAAUGCCUUUGAGGACCAAGAUUGUAUAGUGCUUGAUCUCUGCUGCCAGGAUGAUGGAGGAGCUGUGCAACUCUUCGAGUUGCAGAAUCUGCGUAAAUCUGGAGAAGCUUUAAAUGAGGUGUACAAGAGUUUCUGUAAGACUUACCCACGCAGAUUUGUCCUCCCUCUGGACACCAUUGCCAAUGGAGACAUCGCCCAGCCCCUAAACUACUCCACUGCUACUGCUGAAAAGAAAGCCGAUGGAAAGGUUUGGUGUACCCAUGAAAAUCUCCAUGACCAAACGUUGGAAAUGUGUGGAAUUGAAUUUCCACAGAUAAAUUAUGCCAAGUAUAACGCAAGAAAAUAUCGGUAUUUCUAUGGUUGUGGCUUCCAGCACCUGGUUGGGGAUUCUUUGAUUAAAUUGGAUGUGGAGACAAAGCAAUCAAAGAUAUGGAAAGAAGAUGGAUUUUACCCUUCAGAACCAAUAUUUGUGCCUUACCCAGAUUCUGUGAAAGAAGAUGAUGGAGUGAUACUUUCUGCUAUUCUUACACCUCAUCAGGAUAAAAAUACAUUUCUUUUAAUCUUGGAUGCAAAAGACUUCACAGAAAUUGCCAGAGCGGAAGUGCCUUUGCAGAUGCCUUAUGGAUUUCAUGGUAUCUUUGUACCGGAAAGAAACUGAAUGUGAACAUA